Molecule: messenger RNA, 1827 nt
Organism: Aethalodelphis obliquidens (Pacific white-sided dolphin)
Lineage: Eukaryota; Metazoa; Chordata; Mammalia; Artiodactyla; Delphinidae
Gene: TUBG2
Product: tubulin gamma 2
Exons: 11
Coding region: 243-1634 (463 amino acids)
Biological process (GO): microtubule nucleation; cytoplasmic microtubule organization
Cellular component (GO): microtubule; gamma-tubulin complex
Molecular function (GO): GTP binding
Source: RefSeq, a predicted model, not a curated record
UCACUCUGCGCCUGUGCGGAAUUCCAGCUGCAACUGCUGUGGGGGAGAAGAUGCCCAGGUUGGGCUCCGCGGCCGCCGGCCGAGGGGAGGCCCGCACUGCACACGCGCAGACCGAGCAUCCGCGUCAAAAGCCGAAGAGAGCGCGCGCUCCCCACGUCCUGCGCGUCCAGCUGCCAGGCAUUAGUCCCUGCCGUGACUCCCGCUGGGCCCGGACGGGCUGGCGCGCCCUCGUCUGAAAAGCAAUGCCCCGGGAGAUCAUCACCCUGCAACUGGGCCAGUGCGGCAACCAGAUUGGGUUCGAGUUCUGGAAACAGCUGUGCGCCGAGCAUGGUAUCAGCCCCGAGGGCAUCGUGGAGGAGUUCGCCACCGAAGGCACUGACCGCAAGGACGUCUUUUUCUACCAGGCAGACGAUGAGCACUACAUCCCCAGGGCGGUGCUGCUGGACCUGGAGCCGCGGGUGAUCCAUUCCAUCCUCAAUUCCCCCUAUGCCAAGCUCUACAACCCAGAGAACAUCUACCUGUCAGAGCAUGGAGGAGGAGCUGGCAACAACUGGGCCAGCGGAUUCUCCCAGGGUGAGAAAAUCCAUGAAGACAUCUUUGACAUCAUAGACCGAGAAGCAGAUGGAAGUGACAGCCUAGAGGUCCCUGGAGGCUGCCUCUCCAUCCCUCCCUUGCAGGGCUUCGUGCUGUGUCAUUCCAUCGCCGGGGGAACUGGUUCUGGCCUGGGUUCCUACCUCUUAGAGCGACUGAAUGACAGGUACCCCAAGAAGCUGGUGCAGACAUACUCAGUGUUUCCCAACCAGGAUGAGAUGAGUGAUGUGGUGGUCCAGCCCUACAACUCACUGCUCACGCUCAAAAGGCUGACCCAGAAUGCAGACUGUGUGGUGGUGCUGGACAACACAGCCCUGAACCGGAUUGCCACAGACCGCCUGCACAUCCAGAACCCAUCCUUCUCUCAGAUCAACCAGCUGGUGUCCACCAUCAUGUCGGCCAGCACCACCACCCUGCGCUACCCCGGCUACAUGAACAACGACCUCAUCGGCCUCAUCGCCUCGCUCAUUCCCACACCACGGCUCCACUUCCUCAUGACCGGCUACACACCCCUCACCACGGACCAGUCGGUGGCCAGCGUGAGGAAGACCACGGUCCUGGAUGUCAUGAGGAGGCUCCUGCAGCCCAAGAACGUGAUGGUGUCCACGGGCCGGGAUCGCCAGACCAACCACUGCUACAUCGCCAUCCUCAACAUCAUCCAGGGGGAGGUGGACCCCACCCAGGUGCACAAGAGCCUGCAGAGGAUCCGGGAACGGAAGUUGGCCAACUUCAUCCCCUGGGGCCCAGCCAGCAUCCAGGUGGCCCUGUCCAGAAAGUCGCCCUACCUGCCUUCUGCCCACAGGGUCAGCGGGCUCAUGAUGGCCAACCACACCAGCAUCUCCUCGCUCUUUGAAAGUUCCUGCCAGCAGUAUGACAAGCUGCGGAAGCGGGAGGCCUUCCUGGAGCAGUUCCGCAAGGAGGACAUCUUCAAGGAGAACUUUGACGAGCUGGACAGGUCCAGGGAGGUCGUGCAGGAGCUCAUUGACGAGUACCAUGCAGCCACGCGGCCAGACUACAUCUCCUGGGGCACCCAAGAGCAGUGACUUCCUCCCCACUGCACCCGCUGGACAGUAAGCACAGCCCCCAUCAUGCCUGGUCCCUCUGGUCCAAAUUCCCCUCACCAACAACCUUUCUAGGUUCUUCUUCAGCCCAGGAGUCGGCCCUGCUUCCUCCCUUCCAUGCCUGGCCCUUGAUAUGCUUAUUUAGCUCUAAUAAAGUAAUAAAGCUGCACUGUGA